Plodia interpunctella (Indianmeal moth) is the source of this 4752-nucleotide messenger RNA. It is a transcript of the gene Rheb, whose product is annotated as Ras homolog enriched in brain. Gene Ontology annotation, cellular component: plasma membrane. Gene Ontology annotation, biological process: small GTPase-mediated signal transduction. Lineage: Eukaryota; Metazoa; Arthropoda; Insecta; Lepidoptera; Pyralidae. The transcript has 5 exons. The record is from RefSeq and is a predicted model, not a curated record. Bases 138 to 686 code for a protein of 182 amino acids. Gene Ontology annotation, molecular function: GTP binding; GTPase activity; GDP binding.
GUCACUCACUCACAAUUUGUAAUGUAAAGUGAGGAUGAAUUUCGUGGUAUUUUUGCUUGAAUUCAUGUUAAAAUAAGUAAAACUAUUGAUUGCUGUGUUUUAUUGUUUAAAUUGUGUAAAUAAUUAAGUCUUACAAAAUGCCCUCUAAGCAAAGAAAAAUUGCUAUGAUGGGAUACAGAUCUGUUGGCAAAUCGUCUUUGAUAAUACAAUUUGUGGAGGGACAGUUCGUCGACUCAUACGAUCCCACAAUCGAAAACACAUUUACAAAGUUUAUUCGCUUGAACUCCACCGAGUAUGAAGUAAAGUUGGUAGAUACAGCUGGCCAGGAUGAGUAUAGUAUAUUCCCGCUUCAGUACAGCAUGGAUUUCCAUGGUUAUGUGUUGGUCUACUCUAUAAACUCAAGCAAAAGCUUCCAAAUAGUACAAAUUAUUUAUGACAAAUUACUCGACAUGGUUGGCAAGAUUCAUGUACCCAUAGUGUUAGUUGGAAACAAAACAGAUCUUCACUUAGAAAGAAAAAUCAGUACAGAAGAAGGUAAAAGACUGGCUGAAAAAUGGAAAGCGGCUUUCGUCGAGACUAGCGCUAAACGGAAUGAGUCAGUCACAGACAUGUUCCACGCAAUCCUAUCAGAGAUUGAGAGGUCAGACGGACAUAUCCAAGAAAAAAAUGGAUGUGUUGUUUGUUAAGACACCGAGUCAAAUGAACCCAGUGCUUUUUACUUAAAGGUAAUAUAGAUCUAAUUGUAUGCGUUGACGUUAAGGUUUAGUUGAAGCGUAAUUAGUGAAUAAUGUGCUUAAUUAUUGUAAGGUCACCCUCGUAGACGGCCGAGCGCUGUGACUGUUCGGUUCUAACCAGAGGCCAACUUUCUUAUUGCCAUGUAGUACUUUAUCGUCAUAGAAAUUACCUACCGCACCGCUCCCACGCGGCAAGAUGACGUUCAUUGGAAAGUGAGCUUUAAAACGACCUCCGUAGACAUACUUUACAUUGACAACGGGAGUUGACAGCGAGCAGUCCUCUAAUUUGUAGCCAAUGCAAAGUAUCUCUACUGUGGAUGGUUUAAAGCUCACUUUUCUAUGAACGUCAUUGUGCCGGGUGGGAGCGGUGCAGUGGAAGUGUGCUGUGGCUCAUCAUUUGACUGGUAAAGUUGUCAUAAAAUAUCAGAACUUUGUAGUUAUAGCGCUCGGCCGCCCAUUCAAGUCAACUAGUUGUAGGAAGCAAUUUUCCAAAUAUAUAUUUUUUGCUGUUCAGAUAAAUGAAAUCGUGAAGUGGCGUAUUUUACCACCAGAUAUAUGCGAGAAGUAAAAUAUAUGAAGGAAUUGUGUAAUCAUUGCUAUAUAUUUGAUUACAUAUGGAAUGAUUUCUGUAUUGAAGCUUGAUUAUUGUGGCUAGUUUUGCUUUUUUUCGUAGAAAUAAAUCAUAUCGCGGAGUAUGCAGAAAGGAAAUGUAAACCAUGUGGUUAUUAUUAUAUUUACACUUUAGAUUUAGAAAAUAAAGCAAUUGCUUUGAAUUAAUUGUAACUAAACUAUGAAGUAAUUGAUUGAUCAAAUGUUUUUAAUACGAUUUAAAUAUUAUUAUGUAUGAUCGAUUUACAUUGCUGGAAGCGCAGCGUUUUUAACGAAGUGAUAAACGACAUUACAGUAAUGUGCUAAAGGACAUUGCACUAUAUUAAACAGAAGUUAAGAUUCAAAUUUGUGUCAAUUUGGACAUCACAAAAGAUUUUUUAAAAUAUAUCCUACAUUAAUUCUAAUAGGACAUGUUCGACUGUUUGUUACUUAAUGUGAAUUCUGUUGUUGUCGUUAUGCCUCCAAUAUGGUCCUAGCUAAUAAUAGUUAUUAAUAUCUCAAUGUGUGAUUUAAUAGUACUACAAGAAAGUAUGUCGCUAAUGCUUUGGAUAUAUUUAUCCAAGUUGUAUCUAUGUAUUAUAGCUCUGUAAAAACUGUAAAUGCUAAGCUACUAACAUUGUUUUUUUAAUAUUGUAUUUUACAAAGAGGGAUAAUAUUUAUGUAAGGACGCAAUGUGCAUUUAGAAAUAGAUGACAUUUAUCUCCAUUCAAUUUGUCUUGAACGAUAAAACACGACCAUUCACGAAUCUAUGGUAAAUAUCUCUAUGAAAUUCUAGGAAGACGGUCUAUUAAUCUAUGGUAAAAAAAAACUUAUCAGAAAAAGGUAUAACUACUCAAUAUAAAAAAUAAAUGUAUUGAAUAAAAAUUAUACUUCGCGUUAUUAUUUUGGGAUAAGUUAUAAAAAUUGCCAAAAAUUCAUAGAUCGUUCUCCCCAAAAUGUUUAUGUUUACGAGAUUAGCAAGCUAUUUAGAUGGUCGUAAAGUUUCCACGAAUCAGAUCAACCUACAAAGUAAAAUAAACGUUUUAAUGUGCUAUGGAUCCCUAGUAGGCCCUGGGGGACUAUCAUGAAACAUAAAACACGUAGUACGCCAUUGCGUUCUCUCAAUUCUCUUCACGAUAUGGAGAAGAGAUACAGUAUGUGGAGUACUACGUAGUGUUUUUUAAACUGUCGCGCUUUGAACACAUAAAUACAUAAAUUAUAUUAACGGGACUUAUCACGAAACUUUUUUAUUUAAUGUUGCUGACGUUUCAACGACCUUGUUGUCGCCGCUGUCGCAGCCAGACAAGGUCGUCGAAACGUCUUUCUUCUUCAUAGUCGUAUUCCUCAUGACUAACGGUCGUGGUCAUUACAUGGAACGAAACACAUGUAACAACUUUCUUGACAUUAUUAAUAGUGUGGUUUGCCAUUGCCUUCUCCAUUUCACACACAAGUUAAUAAUCAACGAGUGUGCAGGUUUCCUCACCAUGUUUUUCCUUCACCGGAAGCAAGCGGUGGUCGAUGAAAACUACUAUACAUGAUUGAUUAUGUCAGAUUGGUAUACAAACUCAUGUGGCACGAGUAGGAGUGGCACAGACGGGCGUCUUAACCAUUACACCACCACCGCUACAACUUCAGCAACAUUAAAUAAAAAUAAUUCGAGUCCCGUUAAUAUAAUUUAUGUAGCAGACGGCUAACGUGUUUGUAUGUUUAGUGGUAGGCCUUCCGAUUAAAUUAUUAUUAACAAACUACUAUUCGUAUCAACAACACCAAAGUUUACUGUUGCAUUUCAAUCAUUUCAACACAAAAAAUAAUAAUAGUAUAAAUAAAAUAUGGUAACUAUGAUUACGUAUGUUUAAGAGAAUGUAAUUUUAACCAUUUCACAUUUCCAAUAUUUAUUUUUAUGCAUAGGUAUUGUGUCUAAGUACAGUAAUUUCGUUUCUCAUAAUAGCAGCUAUGGAAAGAAUUGUAGUUAUAUAGAAAAAAUAUCACAUUAAUUUAUAAUCAGUUUUAUUGUGACUCCAGUGAAACUCCUCUUUAGAAAUACAUUACAAAAGUCAUGGGAUUAGUAUGAGGUUUUAAAAUAUGUAAUUUAUAUGGAAAAUUAAUAGUUACUUUCGGGUACGAUAGACGCGCUGUUCAUUUUCGAUAUACAUUUUGUCGUUGUCGAUACGAUUACAUUUUCGCUUCAACUAGUGCUUACGGACAGAAAAUUAAGAUAAUUCAAAAUAUUCAAACUUUUAUUACUAUUCAUAUCCUUGAAAUAAUUUAAUCUUGAUAUUAUUUCUAAACGAUCUCGAGUUUGUGUGUAAAACAUAGUGAAAUGAGGGCGCCACUGGACUCAUGAAUUAACCGUUUUUUCUUCAGCGUUUUGUUACUACAAUCAUGUUUUUUUUUUUCAUUUAUGUAUAAUAUUAUGUUUGUUAGCGCUGUGGUCGUUAUGGUCGUUAUAAAAAGGAGGACUUUAUGCCUCUAUUAAUUUUGAAAUUCAGGGUUUGGAGAUACUAAAAGUAUUUUUUGUAAUGUAUGGUUAUGGAUUUUUGAAAAUAGGAAUAUAGUCUCUAUUGAUAGUGAAUAGAGUCGAUAUUGCUAUAUGUAUGUUAUGCUCAUGCCCAACUUUUGUGUUCAGAACAAAGUUUUAAAUGCGCGUCACGAUGUCAAUGAAAUUAUCUACCUACAAAGAAAUAUUUAAUGUGGUCUUAAUAUACCGUCGUUAGACUUUAUGAUAACGAGCUGCGCUCAUUUUCGAUAAGUUUAUGAGUCAAAACAUAUGUAUACCGCAGUACCUUAAUCUGUAAGCUUAGGUAAAUGUUUGUGUAUUUAUUUGUUACCGUACGCUUACGAAUUGUACAGGCUACCUUCGCUGGCGAUGAGGUAGCGAUGGAUUGAUAACAAAUGGAAGAAAUACUUCAUGUACAUGUAAAUAAUUAUCAUACCUAAUGGCGGCCUGACACAGCGGUAUUUAAGGUUUUGUGUGUCUAUUAAAAUUGUGAGAGCAGCGGGCCCGGUCUUAAUGCUCCGUUGCGCUUAGUUCCCUACCGUUGCGUUGACGUCCUUCGCCUCACGUAAUAUUUAAAGCGACAACGCGCUGCGUCGGCGCAACAGAUGAUGAUGUAGUAAGGUGUCUGGGCCCUAAUUUUGUGUGUGAUCCCGCCCCAGAAUAUUGAAAUACUUUUUUAAACUGAUUAUAAUUUCCAUGCGCUUUAUUAAUUCAUGGACCUCUUUCGUUUAGUUGAUCUCUUCGAGAAUAACAAAGUGGAUAUGUUAAAGUUAUAUCGAUUGAAAGCAUGUAUUUGUAAAUAGAGUGGUGUUCUUGGUAAUUUAUUUAUUCUCUUACAAAAUCGGUGUGUCCGGCCGCGACCUCGCAAUGGAAGAUACUGCCUACUUGAAUGUUGUAAAUAUUAAGUGGAAUUAAAUAAAGAGCUACAGUAAA